AUGGAAGGAAAUACUCUUAUAAGGGUCAGUCAUCAUUCCGCGGACUGGUAUUCCAACGACGUAUUCGACGCGACUGCCGAGGAACUCUGCGCCAUCGAGUACAUAUGCUCAUUUUUCCCCGUCUGGCGAGCAGAGCCUGAGAUUUCUUCAGAAGAAAUGUCCGAUGCUGGCGGCAGCAGUGGCGACGGAGCUCGAGAACCUGGGCGAUCGUCAACCACCACCACCAACACCACCACCACCACCAAGAAGUGUAUCUGGUUGGUGAACGAGAUGAAGGAGCCAGUGUUGCGGAUGAGCAAUCUGCAUCCUCUGUACGAUUUGUUGAUGUUUCGGACCGACGACGAGCCCGGCGACGAGCCCGGAGGAGACGACGAUGGCAGCACUCCCGACCUGUCGGGUGAAGUAGACUUGUCAAACCCGCAAUACUCCCCCGAGCGCAUGCGACAAAUGAUCCUCACUGUCCGAGGCGACGGCGACCUGGAGCGGGACUCGAGAGCCUGGUGGAGUUGCAGGGGGAACCCUCCGGCCAACGCGCGACUGGUGAGGUGUCAUGGACCUCCUGCAGAGAGCGACCAGUAG
This is a messenger RNA of Exophiala spinifera, 579 nucleotides long. RefSeq lists its product as uncharacterized. Lineage: Eukaryota; Fungi; Ascomycota; Eurotiomycetes; Chaetothyriales; Herpotrichiellaceae. The record is from RefSeq and is a predicted model, not a curated record. The coding region runs from base 1 to 579 and encodes 192 amino acids. The transcript has a single exon.